Molecule: messenger RNA, 3767 nt
Organism: Anneissia japonica
Lineage: Eukaryota; Metazoa; Echinodermata; Crinoidea; Comatulida; Comatulidae
Product: dimethylaniline monooxygenase [N-oxide-forming] 5-like
Exons: 6
Coding region: 201-1841 (546 amino acids)
Molecular function (GO): flavin adenine dinucleotide binding; N,N-dimethylaniline monooxygenase activity; NADP binding
Source: RefSeq, a predicted model, not a curated record
AUGUCUGAAAUCAGACGGCUACAAGUACCAGUACCAGUACCAUGGUAAAUGAGUCAUUAGAGAGUACUUAAUAUUUAUGUGAAUAAUUAUUUUACUGACGCGUUACUAAAAAUUUAUCAGUGAAAUGUUUAGAAUUUCGAGCCUGGCUUAAAAUCUCACCCGCGAUGAGUCAACCGUAGCCUAACAUCCAUUGUUAUACCAUGGACCUAUUAAUAAGGUAUACUGUUUGUAUUCGAUCAGGACGCGUGAUGACUGGAAAGCGUGUAGCUGUGAUAGGUGGUGGUUUGAGCGGUCUUGUGGCCAUCAAGACAUGCUUAGAAAAUGGCUUACAACCGUUUUGCUUCGAAAGGACAUCAGUAAUUGGUGGAGUUUGGGUUUACAGUGAUGGUACAAAUAGGGGACAAGCCAGUGCCAUGUACAAUGGCCUUGUUACCAAUACCAGCAAAGAAAUGUCCUGUUUUAGCGACUUUCCAUUUCCGAAAGAAUAUCCACCGUACUUAUCUAUUCAUCACAUAAUCAAAUAUUGUCGCGACUACGCUAAAUAUCAUAAUUUAGAGGAAUACAUUAGUUUCAACAUAGAAGUGACCGACGUCAGCCCUGCAGACGAUAACCAAUCAACUGGCCAAUGGAAUAUCACUACUCGACGAAUUCAACAAGAGCAGCCGAUACAACACACUGACGUAUUUGAUGCAGUCAUGGUUUGCACGGGAUGUUAUUCAAACAUGAAAAUGCCAAUUUACCGGGGUAUGGACGAGUUUAAAGGACAGAUUAUUCACAGUAACAUGUUUAGGAAGGGAGCAGAUUUUGCUGGACAGAAUGUUCUUGUUAUAGGUGCAUCACAUUCUGCGGGAGAUGUUGCGACACAGUGCAGUCACUAUGCUAAUUCGACGUAUAUAAGCUUAAGAAGUGGAUGCUACGUUUUCUCAAGACGGGGCCCAAAUGGAGUACCAGCUGAUUCCGUUUCGAAUUGUCGGGCAGUUUCCAAGUUGCCUAAGUUCGUGCGCUCAAAAUUGAUCGUGAGAUUUAUUGAAUCAAGGAUGGACUUAGAUAGCCUCGGUCUGAGAUCAAACAAAGACAUCUUCAGUGAAAGUACAAUGGUAAAUGACUCGUUACCUGACCGAAUUCUCAACGGUACGCUAAAAGUUAAAUCACAAAUCGAUAUGUUCACCGAGAAUGGAAUCAAGUUUGUCGAUGGAACGAGUAUAAAAGACAUCGACACCGUCAUAUGCGCAACUGGAUAUUAUACACGUUUUCCAUUUAUUAAUCGAGAAAUUUUUGAUGAUACUAAGCUUGAGCUGUACAAACAUGUGUUAUCACCAGAACAUCCGACUCUUGCUUUUAUUGGAGCACUGGGCGCUCAAGGGGCAGUGGCACCUGUCGUUGAGCUUCAAGCCCGCUGGGCAGCUUCCAUUUUUUCUAGAGCAAUAGAUAUUCCAUGUUUAGAAUCUCGAUACCGCGACGCAAAAAGACGAAUCAACGACAUGGUGAAAAGAUAUGGUUACCGUAAAAUUUCUGUAUCACUCGUGCCUUAUCAGGAUGAUUUAGCCAAUGACAUCGGUGUUAAGCCCACUAUUGAUCUGUUUCUGACUGAUCCUAAGCUUGCUUUUAAAGUAUUUUUCGGACCAGCCUAUCCGCCAUCUUACAGACUGAAAGGACAGCAUUCGUGGGUAGGAGCAAGGGCUGCUAUUAUGAACGGCUGGGAGAACACGACUAGACCAACAAAAACUAGGGACGUUAUUAAGCAGAAUCGUGGAUUCAAAUGUACGACUAGUGUUUGCGCAGAUUUUCUAAUUGUUGUAUUUUUAGCAAUUAUUACUAAAGCAUUUAGUCAGAACUGUUAAUUGAACUAAUACCGUACCAUACUGUAUUGUUAUAAAGCUGUGUAUAAUUCUCGUUCUGCUUAUCAUCAUACGCCCGGUUCAUCUCACUGUUCGGAAAAAGUAUCUUCAAAUUUGUUUUAAAUUCUUCUUCAUACUGUUUCUUUUCGUCAAAUUCUCUCAUAGAUUGAAAAAAUAAAUACUUGGAAUGUUCGAUUUCCUAGUGAAUUUGUAUUGUUUCCACAGAGUCAAUUUAAUCCUAUAAAGUAAAGCUUAAGGGCAGAUAUUUUUCCAUAGAUUUGUUUUCACUUACAAUACUCCGACCUGAUCCGCUUGCUUGCUUGUAUUUUUAACGUAAUUUGUAGUCUCUAAAAUCGAAUAAAUAAGCCUCUGAAUCCCUUACAUUAUCAUAGUUUCCGGGGUAUACUCCACCUGGAUCACUUCCGAGAGAUUUUGAUUGAUGCCCAACCACGACCAAGUACGUCCUCGUCGGGGAGUCGAGCCCCACAUCGGAGACAUCGGACACCUCCCCGUCAGGCGAAUCCUGGCGCCACGCCUGUGAGUGAACUGUGAUUGUUCAAGACCCUCGCGCAUGAGAUGAUUUUUGUUAAAUGUUUGCAUUGUCUAUAGGCCUAUAUGUUUUUUACAUCUAGUUGUUAAAACUAGUCAUAAAGAUACACGAUUAUGGCAAACGCCUAAAAUAAUAAGAUUAUAAAAAGGCAGCUUCUACCGUUCCUAUUUCUGAAUGGUAGUUAUUGUAUGUAUUUUACGAAAAUAACAUUCUGUCAGAAUUAGUUACCGUAGAACUUCUAAUAAUAACCCUGGGUUACUAUUCUUUGAUUGUUUUUAGGGUGUGUUACUAUUAGAGUAUGGAUUAGGGCUACUAUUAGAGUAGUGGGUUACUAUCACUAAGCUUAAUGUAGGCACUUUGAAAUAGUAAACCACCACCCACCUCAGCUUUUCGCGUCAUAAAUUCUUAGAAAUAAAUAACUACAGUUCGAGUGUAAAAAGAAAUUGUUGAUUUAACUUAAAUCAAAUACACACGUCCACCCCUAAUCGUUUUUUAACCCCCACCAACCCAGGAGUAAAUUCAAGAAAGGAUCACCAACGGUGAAAUCACACUUUGAACAAUAGAUAUUUUAAGGAUUUUUUUUAUGUAAUUUUGUCUAUAGUUUUGGUGCCUAAUAAUAACCCUAUUAGUUAUUGCUUAGUAGUGGGUUACUAUAUAUUGAUUAACUUCUAUUGUGGGUUACUAUUAGAGGGGGUAGUAAUUAGAGUAAUUGGGUUAUUAUUAAAGGUGUUACUGUAUUUUUGUUUACGACUGUGUAACAAUAGCAACUGCCUACAAAGUACUGUUCGCAAUCAAGCAAAAAAAACCAAAAAAAAAACCAAAAAAAAAAAAAAAAAAAAAAAAAAAAAAAAAAAAAAAAAAAAAAAAAAAAAAAAAAACCAGAAAAGAUCACUUAAAGGAAAGCAAAGCGCUUCAUUCAAACUGUAUUUAACACAAUCGUAUAUGAAAAGUAUUAAUUAUAAUGGCAUCUUUCAUAUAUAUAUAUAUACAAAGGCGCUGGUAUCAGUAUAAUUCCCCUGGUCACUGGAUACUUAGUUGGCAAACCAGCACUUUUGUGUGCAAUUUUCUCUGCUCCAUUGGAGCAUCCCUAGUCAUGCUGCUUUACACGCACAACCACGUACGUUCAAUGUCACACCAUCCUACCAGGUACCCAUUUAUACUCCUGGGUGGAGAGAGGCAAACGUAAGUAAAGUGCCUUGCUCAAGGACUCAAGCAAUGGGACAAGCGUCGGUCUCGAACUCCCGAUGUCACUAUCAGAAGUCCAACACUUUACACGCUGCGCUGGCCACACCCUCCUACGCUUGGCUAGCGCGGCUCCGACCUGUAACAUCUGAAGACAAAAUGAUUUUAGUAAUUUAAUAAAAAUAGCAAAAUUAUAA